Penicillium coprophilum is the source of this 1623-nucleotide messenger RNA. RefSeq lists its product as uncharacterized. Lineage: Eukaryota; Fungi; Ascomycota; Eurotiomycetes; Eurotiales; Aspergillaceae. The transcript has a single exon. The coding region runs from base 1 to 1623 and encodes 540 amino acids. The record is from RefSeq and is a predicted model, not a curated record.
AUGGGAAGACCUAGAAAGCGAGAUGCUUCGUGUCGGGAUGCUCAACUUCCGAGUGGAGAUUCGGAUACCCAACCUGCCCAGACAGAAGACACGGCGCCCCUAGCGACUGAAGAAGAGGAUGUUAUGAGCCAGUGGCCCGAUUCAAACACCGCGAUUUCAUUAUCUUUGACUGACUCCAUGCAUGAUACUUCAUUCGCAUCUGACGCAACUGAUCGACUGGCGAGCUCUGUGGGCUGCCCCGGCAUAGCCUCCCAGAGAGGUGAUUUGGGCAAUAUAUACCAAGAUGCAUUCAUGGAGGACAUCCAAUCCUCAAUCGACUGUCAACUUCCGUUCUUACCGCGUCAGUUACCCACCGCCGCUCCACCUAAGCGGAACCCGAAUGAGUUGAAGAGGAAGAAGUUGGGCCUGGAAAGCGCCUCUUGGCCAAUGACGCAAAAUAUUGCUCCGGCCACUAAUACAACGACUUCAUAUGCGCUCAAUGAGCUUCUACCUUUAUCAAGUCCUCCAGAAGCAGCCAUGGGACGGCGCCUCAGCCUCCAGGAUUCCCAGUCGGAAUUGCCAGAGCUUCUAAAUAGAAACACAACUGACACCGCCAUCUAUACUGGCAACUCCCAGUCCGCUAGCCACCAUCCAAAGAGGGAUGAAGCAUCUGGGGAUACGGCUGGACUUCGUGGCCCUGAUUUUACCAGUUCCGCUUCAUCCUCAAUCUAUCGCCCGGCCAUAUUCUCAUCAUCAGACCAAUUUGCGGAACCAUCGAUUACAGCGAAUUCUUCAUGGCCUCAAAACCCCUCAAUGCGCCCUUCACAGAAUUGGAGACAGCCCGACGAUCAUAGCAGGCAAACCUCUCUCAGCAAUGAUCGCGACCGAGAAAUCGGCUCGCUCGCCACGCCAAGCAAUCGAAAUGGUAGUCUCAGUUCACGCAGCACUUCCCGACCAGCUUCCAAGUCCGAUGGCCCAUGUCAGGGUCAAUGCUACUUAACUAUUCUCCGUCGUCUCGCCUGGCUCGAACAUUUUCGUGGCACGGACAAAAACCUCCUAGCAAUUGAUGUGGUCAUGACAGCCGAGCGGGACACUCGCCUACUCAAAGAGCAAUUGUUUGACUGUGGUAGAGAUGAAAUUGAAGACGAAGGAUGUCUUUAUUCACGGCCUUCCAGCCUGAUGGCCUUGAGCUUGCUUGCAGAAUGUGUUGUCUCCCUUUUCGAAGAUCUCUUUCGCCGAGCAGCGAUCUCCGCGCACGAGAGGGAGCGCAUUUUUCGAACUGCAUGGCUAAUCAACCCCAAUCCCAUUUCUCCCAGCGGCACAACGACUUUAUCGGCUCAUCAGUCUGCUGCUCGCUUUGAGCGCUCUAUACGUGGCGCGUUCGAUCGAAAUAUUACCUGUCCCGUUCCGGAGGCAAACUGUGAUCUAUCCCUGGGAAAGUUUAGAGUGGGAAGCGAGGCUAAAUCACGAGCUAUGAGACAGAUCUUACGGCGUCGAAUCGGGAAACUCUUGGCUACGUUGGUCGAUAUCAGGAGAUUUGUUGGGCCCGGAGGUGGUGUUAUACAAGAAUCUGCGAAGCAGAUCGCUGAAGACCUUUGCCACCGUGUAGAGUCCUUACAAGGAAGAGUGGAAUUGGCGGAAUAG